This is a messenger RNA of Pseudomyrmex gracilis, 2631 nucleotides long. RefSeq names its product EF-hand domain-containing family member C2-like. The transcript is spliced from 14 exons. Lineage: Eukaryota; Metazoa; Arthropoda; Insecta; Hymenoptera; Formicidae. Bases 342 to 2621 code for a protein of 759 amino acids. Gene Ontology annotation, cellular component: microtubule. The record is from RefSeq and is a predicted model, not a curated record. Gene Ontology annotation, biological process: regulation of neuron projection development.
UAAUAUACCGAAUCUUUAGCUAGUAAAUUAACAUAAAUAUACUCGUUAAAUUUUGUUAUGUCAUGCUGUUGUAGUUAUUUGUACACAUGAAAUUUAUAAACAAAAAUCGCGAUCUCGCGCGAAGUUCGUAGGAACCGUGUGUGUCGUUGUUGCUUAUUGUCGUAUAGAUCCAACGAUCACCAAGGAAACACGUAGUGACAUAAAUAUGAUGUUCCUCAUCGGUAACAUUCUUCUCGUCGCACGAAAAGACUUUUUAUAAAUAUCAUACAAUCUCUUUGCGCCAUUUGUAAUGAAUUUAAUAAUUGAUAAUUGAAUUGCAAAUUGAUAGAAUUUUUAUCAGUAUGCAACGCUCACCGACGUUACCUUGUCUUCCAGGCUUUAGCUUUGACAAAAACUUGGGCAAAACUCGAUUUCACAAAAAGCAUCAUUUCGACAAAAUACACGAGGGAGUUUAUUAUUUGUCCGAGAAAGCGGACACAAGCGUUUACAGUCGUUAUUCGUCCAUUUAUCCUCCUGGGGAAAUGCCAGAAAUUCCUCCGUGGCUUGCGUUCGACGGACAGAGACUCAUGUUCAAAGCGUACUUCCAAGAGACUGUGCAAGAGAGAUGGAAGGUGGCUUCUCACAUUCGCGUGGUAAAAAUCAGCUUCUUCCUCGAGGACGGAACGAUGAAGAUCGUAGAGCCGUCCGUGGACAACAGUGGUCUUGAGCAAGGCGUUUUGGUUAGACGUCAAAGGAUACCGAUACCCGACCCGGUGAAGUACAGAUAUUACGACAUACUCGAUUUAAAUAUCGGGAAGGAACUCGAGAUAUACGGUCGAGUGUACAAGAUCGUAGAUUGCGACAAGUUUACGAGGGAAUUUCUUUAUCGCAGCGGAAUACCGGUGCCCGAUCCGAUCGAUCUGCCGAAAGAUCCGUAUUCCGAAGUAAUGAAAUCCGAUACGUUUCCGAAGAAACCCAGUCGCAUGGUAGACGUUCUCGGUAAUUUUCUCAAGUACGACAGACAAGUGCUCCGUUUCUACGGAUAUUGGGACGAUACCGAGAGCCUUCACGGCAUUGUCCACGAUCUCGAGUUGCACUAUUAUCUCUCCGACGACACAAUGGAGAUUAAAGAGAUCGUACCGCCGAACGCUGGUCGAGAUUCGGGUCCCAUGUUCGUUAAAAGGAUGAAGAUACCGAAAUUUUACACCGCGUUGCAACCGAUCGGCGCGCAAGAUCCUUUCACGAUUCUGAAUGUCUUGGGCGACGAUACGGCGCAGAGCUAUUACAUAGUGGACUCCUUGAACACUGGCAAGGUCUCUUUCGAUCAUUACAAGGAUAACGACUUGGGCAUAGGGUCGCAGCUCAAUGUCUUUGGUAGGAAAGUUGUCGUCACGGACAUGGACGGUUUCACGAAGAAUUAUUACCGAACGAAGUACGGUCUGGACAAUUUUACACCUUUGACGAGACCUUUGAAAGACGACGAACUGUGUCAGAAGGUGGAGAGAUACGUACCACCGUACAACGGCUUCGGAUCCUACGAGGACUCUCUCGGCAAUUGUUUCACGGUAAUGCCGAAGCCGCCCAAGUCGGACUUUAUCAAAUUCUUGUACCACGACAAGCAGGGUUUGGAUAGUCACGUUUUGAGAUUCCGAGCGAAAAUGAUAUCGAAAAUUCCGAGCGACGAGGAUCGGCAAUUUAUUGUAAGAGUAUUUCUCAUGGACGACACGAUAUCCGUCUUCGAAUUAGCGAAAAGAAACUCAGGAUUCGUUAGAUCGAUGUUUCAAAAACGAAUGCCGGUGAUGAUACCCGGUCAGGACGUCUUUACGAGCAAGAAACCAAAAUACUACAAACCGCAAGAUUUUUACGUAGGGGCGUGCGUGAACUUGGGCAAUUUUCUCUUCAAAAUUACGUCCGCGGAUGUUUACGCCCUUCGUUACAUGGAAUCGCAUUGCGACAAGUUCCCCAAAGCGAAUAAAAAAUUAAUAAUGGAGAAAGUUCGAGAGAUCUUGCAGCCGGUUUUCAAGGAAUUUAUUCAAACGUACGCUCCGCCUAAGGACACGAAAGAUGGCAUUCGGAUGUUGAAUUAUGAACAGCUUAGGGAAGCGUUGAAACGAUAUAUGAGCGACAACAUCACGGAACACGAGAUGAUCACGAUUGCGCGACAUUAUUCGUCUUCUGAAAAAGUGGAAUUUAAAUCGAGACAAUACGUGAGACAAUUGUUGCACACCGAAUUACAUCGAUCUCUGUGGCACGAUCUCGAUCGUUUGAAAGAGGAUUUGCUUCAUUGGGAUAGAGACAGAACGGGAUUCUUACCUCGAGAGUCCUUGUACGCGAUCCUGCGCGGUUGCAGAAUUCCUGUCGAUGUGGAGCUAUUGAAUUCCAUGUUAGAUCAUUUGCACAAAUCCGAGGACGGUAAACUCGAUUAUAACGACCUGCUGCAGUUCAUGAACGUGAAAAUCGAUCCUUUGCCACCGGCUGAACCUAUAAAUAUCAAAACGGCGCUUUGGUGGGCAUCCGAGAAAGAACCGGAUUGCGGAUGCGGAAUUAACUGGUGCGAAUUUCUAAAGGAUCUAGGUAUAAAAGAAGAAGACGACGCAACGGAGGACUGUAAAGAUUCGGAAACGCAACAUGCGACGACGUAACAAGUACCGU